Bicyclus anynana (squinting bush brown) is the source of this 861-nucleotide messenger RNA. RefSeq names its product peptidyl-prolyl cis-trans isomerase H. Gene Ontology annotation, molecular function: peptidyl-prolyl cis-trans isomerase activity. Lineage: Eukaryota; Metazoa; Arthropoda; Insecta; Lepidoptera; Nymphalidae. Gene Ontology annotation, cellular component: intracellular membrane-bounded organelle. The transcript is spliced from 3 exons. The coding region runs from base 246 to 800 and encodes 184 amino acids. Gene Ontology annotation, biological process: protein folding; protein peptidyl-prolyl isomerization. The record is from RefSeq and is a predicted model, not a curated record.
CCACAGAGCGGUCCAGACAGAGAGGUGUUAAAAAAAGUUUAAAUUUUAAGGUUAUAAUAAUUUAGCAGUUUGUAACUUUGUAAUAAAUUUAAAACUUUUAAGAAAAGUACUGAAACAUUCAAAAUAACUAUUGACUUUGCUGUAUUAUUUAUAUCUAUUUAAGUUAAACCGCGCAGUCACUCUUACUCUACUAGUAAUUAACCAGUAACAGUACCUGUUGAAGAUUUUGAAAACAAUAACAAACGAUGCCGACAUGGAACCAAAUUCAGUCACAGUUGAGAAACCCAAAUAAUCCGGUGGUUUUCUUCGAUAUAACAGUAGGAACAACGGAAAUAGGCCGCAUGAUAUUUGAACUGUUUGCUGAUGUAGUGCCAAAAACAAGUGAAAAUUUCAGAGAAUUUUGUACAGGCGAAUAUAGAAGAGAUGGUGUACCACUGGGUUACAAAGGAGCAACAUUUCACAGAGUUAUAAAAGAUUUUAUGAUCCAAGGUGGAGAUUUUGUCAAUGGUGACGGUACUGGUGUCAUGAGCAUUUAUGGAGGAAGUACAUUUGCAGAUGAAAACUUUGCACUAAAACAUGACUCCCCAGGCCUUUUGUCCAUGGCAAACAGUGGCAAGGAUACCAAUGGCUGUCAAUUUUUCAUUACUUGUGCAAAGUGUAAUUUCUUAGACAAUAAACAUGUGGUUUUUGGUAGAGUUAUUGAUGGUUUGUUAGUUAUGAGAAAAAUAGAAAAUGUACCAACUGGUCCAAAUAAUAAACCUAAAAUACCAGUGACAAUUUCACAGUGUGGACAAAUGUAAUAUCAUAAGAUAUAGUGUGGUUGUAAGAUAAUUAAAUAUUAAUAUACAUGACUGACCAGUA